AUGUCAGGCAUCGAGCUAACGUCGACAACGGAUCUCACGAAAUUUACGGUGGUUCAACUGCGAGAACUUUUGAAGUCUCGUGCUCUGCCAUCAAGCGGUACAAAAGUGGAGUUGAUUGAACGUUUGAAGGAAAAUCUUGCGGCCGAAGAAAAGAUUCUGGAAGCUGAUGAUAGUUUAACGAAGGAUGACAGUAUUGAAAGAGCACCGAUCAGCGCAGAUGCAAUAGUAACCGAAGACGAUGUGCUCGGUCCUGAUCCAGCCUCGCAGAAGAAGGCUGAUGAUGAGGGUGGUGAAAGUGAUACGACAACAACAACCAAGACUAGUGAUAAAGUUGAUGGAAAAGACGAAGUGUCUGUUAAACAAGGGCAACAGGCGAAGAAGGCAGAUGAUGCAGCAACAGCCAUGGAGACAUUGGACGCGAAAACGAAACGUGCUCUUCGUUUUGGUUUGCCUUUGUCGGGUGAUGAUCUGAAACGUAAACGUGCCGAAAGAUUCGGAUUGAAAGUAGAAACAGAGCCAGACGAUGAGAAGAAACGAAGACGACUCGAAAGGUUUGGCCUAUUGAAUGGUACAGCAAAAGGGGAUGGUGGUAGUGCCGUGAACCAAGAUGAUAUUCUGAAGAAAAGAGCUGAAAGAUUUGGAUUGCCAGUGAAGGACAAGGAGAGUGCGAAAAAUGGCUCCAGUGCGGCCAAUGUGAGCCUCUCAACAGAUGUCGUGGAAAAAGCAUCGUUGGAAGCGUUGGAACGUCGUGCGAAGCGAUUCGGUGUGUGUUCGGAACAAGCUGAGGAAUUCGGUCAUUUAAAAUCAGAUCUUAACUGGUUUCUUGAGUGA
Messenger RNA from Anisakis simplex (herring worm), 831 nucleotides. Lineage: Eukaryota; Metazoa; Nematoda; Chromadorea; Rhabditida; Anisakidae. The record is from the annotation of a GenBank genome assembly.